AUGCAAGGCACAGUCGAAGUGGAGAUGGGGGAAGCUCUCGCUGCCGAGUUCGGCGCCCAGCUAGCACACCAACUUGGUUAUCAAUCCCCCAUUCUUGAGAUGGACUCCCUCUCUCUGGUUAAGAAACUCAAGCAUUCGAAUGAUGAUCAUACUGAGGUGGGUAUCCUCUGUCGACGCAUAGUGAGCCUAUUGCAGGCUAAUGGCUCCAACUCGGACAGUAUCGCUCAUGUUAGACGUACUGCAAAUAAUGCGGCUCACAUCAUGGCUCACUGCGAGACCCAUUGGGAUAGUAGAGAAGUGUGA
Linum tenue is the source of this 303-nucleotide messenger RNA. Lineage: Eukaryota; Viridiplantae; Streptophyta; Magnoliopsida; Malpighiales; Linaceae. The record is from the annotation of a GenBank genome assembly.